Nestor notabilis (Kea) is the source of this 779-nucleotide messenger RNA. RefSeq names its product ankyrin repeat and SOCS box containing 4 (gene ASB4). The annotation marks the transcript as partial. Gene Ontology annotation, cellular component: membrane; synapse; axon initial segment. Gene Ontology annotation, molecular function: transmembrane transporter binding. Lineage: Eukaryota; Metazoa; Chordata; Aves; Psittaciformes; Psittacidae. Gene Ontology annotation, biological process: negative regulation of delayed rectifier potassium channel activity; intracellular signal transduction; neuronal action potential. The record is from RefSeq and is a predicted model, not a curated record. The transcript is spliced from 4 exons.
GAGCAAAUGUGAACAUAAAAACAAACAACCAAGAUGAGGAGACUCCACUGCACAUUGUUGCACGUUUGGGUGUCCCAGAGCUUGUGGCCCUUUACAUGGAACAAGGAGCACAAAUUGAUGCUCUCAAUGCCUACAUGGAGACCCCCCUGGCCUGUGCCGCCUAUUGGGCCCUCCACUAUAAGGAUCAGAUAUACAGCCCGGAUCAUCAUCUCAUCUGUCGGAUGCUCUUAGACUAUAAAGCUGAAGUGAACACUCGCGAUGAGGAUUUCAAAUCACCGCUCCACAAAGCUGCCUGGAACUGUGAUCACGUCCUGCUGCAUAUGCUGCUGGAGGCAGGAGCAGAAGCAAACAUCAUGGAUGUCAAUGGCUGUGCACCCCUACAGUAUAUCAUAAAAGUGACAUCUGUGCGGCCAGCUGCCCAACCUGACAUCUGCUACCACGGAGCAGCUAGGAUAUAUCCUCUGCAAUUCCACAAGGUGCUACAAGCCUGUCAUUCCAACCCCAGAGCUGUGGAGGUUGUUGUCAAUACUUAUGAACAUAUCAAAUCAACAUCGAAGUGGAAAGCAGCCAUACCUAACGACGUCUUUGAGCGGCACAAGGAUUUCUAUGACUCUCUGUUCACUGUGUGCAGCAAUUCACCACGGUCGCUCAUGCAUUUAUGCAGAUGUGCUAUUCGGGCAAUACUGUCAGAAAGGUGCCACCGAAGUGUUCCCUUGCUCUCCAUCCCCCUGUCCAUGAAGAAGUAUUUGCUGCUGGAACCAGAAGGAAUCAUCUACUGA